UCCCUCCCGGUCCGCGAGGGGAGGCCGGAGACCAUGGAACCCGCCCAGGACCCACAAUGCUUUGCGCACCGCCCCGCGCACCGCUUCCGGCGGGGCCAGGCUUGGCUAAUCGAGCACCGCGCGCUGGCGACUCGGCGCUCCGCCGGCGGCGCCUGCGCAACGCGCCGUUUCCGGCGUGGGUGGCGCGGCGGGAGCUGCCGGGUUAGUGAGGGUGGCGUGGUGUCGCGGUCUUGUGUGUGCCACCCGAGGAGGGCCGCGGAGGCUGCGGCCAUGGCUUCUCUACUCGCCAAGGACGCCUACCUGCAGGGCCUGGCCAGGAAAAUCUGCUGCCAGCCCAGCCCGGAGCCGCAGAAGCGCAAGUCCGCCAGCAAAAGUCAACGCUCAGAAGCUGCUGGGCCCCCAAAAAAGAAGAGGAAGAAAGCGCAGAAGAAAUCCCGGGAGCAGGAGAAGGCUGUGGAGCUGAAGACCCAGGCUGUAGGGGAAAAGCCUCCAGCACCUUCAAGGGCCAGAAAGCCAGCGGUACCUGAGGAGGGAGAGGCCUUCCGCUCCAUGGGAUCCCCAGCAGAUGGGGAUGUGGAGCAGGGCCAGCUGAGAUCAGAUACCCGGGUCACGGAGCCCGAUUCUCUGUUCGCCCUGGAUGUUGUGCGCCAGCGGCUACAUGAAAAACUGCAGGAGGCCCGGGGCCAGGGCCACACCACGGAGCUGUCUCCUGCUGUCUUGGAGAAGAGACGGCGGAGAAAGCAGGAGCGGGACCGGAAAAAGAGGAAGCGAAAGGAAUUGAGGGCAAAGGAGAAAGCGGCAAAGGCCGCGGAGGCUGCCGAGCCAUCCCACGAGGCGUCCCAUGAGCCGCCCCACGAGGAGGUGCCACCAGGGCUGCUCUUCAAUAAGGUGGAGGUGACCGAGGAGCCAGCAGCCGGCAAGGCCCAGCGCCGGCAGGAGAAGAGGCGGAAGCUGAAGGGGAACCUGGCGCCGCUGACGGGCAGGAACUACCGGCAGCUGCUGGAGCGCGUGCAGGCGCGGCAGGCGCGGCUGGAGGAGCUGCGGGACCGGGACGAGGGCAAGGCCCGGGAGCUCGAGAGCAAGAUGCAGUGGACCAACCUGCUGUACAAGGCUGAGGGCGUGCGCAUCCGCGACAGCGAGCACCUGCUGCAGGAGGCCCUGAAGCGCAAGGAGAAACGGCGCGCGCAGCGGCAGCGCCGGUGGGAGAAACGCACGGCCCACGUGGUCGAGAAGAUGCAGCAGCGGCAGGACAAGCGGAGGCAGAACUUGCGCAAGAAGAAGGCGGCCCGGGCCGAGCGGCGCCUGGACAAGGCCCGCAAGAAGGGCCGGAUCCUGCCCCAGGACCUGGAGCGGGCCGGCCUGGCGUGAGGGCCUGCAGCCCGGGCGCCCAGACCUCAUCCCUGACCUGGGCUCCACUCCCACCUCGUGUGACAGCGGCGGGAGCUCAGUCUGUGCGGUCUAGGCUCCCGGCAAACGGGGCUCUGUGGCUUACCCCACAGGCUGGGUGGGAGGGCUCAGCUCCCACGUGAGAAAGAAAGGGAGAGAUGUGGAGAAUGGAGGCCUAGAUCCUUCAGGAAAGGGCUGACAGGGUCUGGGUUCCAGCCUUCUCUUGGGAGGCCACAAAGCUCCCCAGAAGUUUGCAGGGUGAGGAAGGCGUGGUGGGCAUGAGGGUUCUGGGGGGCACUUCAUUGGCUCCUUCCCCUCCACACGAGCUGGGAAAGAUUGGCCUUUGGGACUGUCCGUGUGAAUCCAAAACUCACCUGGAAGGGAGGAAACUUAGAACUGCUGUAGCCCAAGCCCAAGGUGGCAUUGGCCUCAGGUGACUGCCAGGGGCGGGACGGAGGACGUUGGGUGUGACUGGGAGGGAGUUCUGAGUUUAUUUGUAAGAGGAGCAAAAAUUAGAGCUUAAGGUAAACACGCAUAUGAAAAGUUAAGAUUAAGAUGCCUGCUGGGGACGUCUGGGUGGCUCAGUUGGUCAAGCACGCCUGACUCUUGUUUUGGCUUAGGUCCUGAUCUCAGGGUCCUCUGAGCCCCACAUCAGACUGCACCCUCCGCGCGGAGUCUGCUUGAAACUCUCUCUUCCCCUCCCUCUGCUCUUGCUCGUGCUGUUUCUCUAAAAUAAAUAAGUCUUUUGUGGGGAAAAAAAGAUGCUGGCUGGAAGCGUGCGCUGUGCUGGGAGGAAGGGGAGAUGGGGUGGGCUGGAGGAUGUCAGUCCAGGAGGAGGCGGGAGCAGGGCUAGAAGCUAGGCGUUGCCGAGGCGACGGAAGAUGCCCAGGGAGGCGGUGGAAUUGCAUGCACGUCUGCAGACAGGCAGAACUGCUGCAGACGCGAGACCGGGGGGAUUUCAUGGCUCGUGAGUAAUAUUUCAGUAAAGCUGUUCAUAACUGUCUUGAUUGAGCUCCAGUUAAGAAGCAGACUGUAAGGGAAAGGCUGGUGUGGCCAUACUGGGCAGAGUGGACUUGAGGGUGAAUAGCUCCGCGGAGGGUAAGGUAUGUCAGGGCGGGAUCGAGAGGCUCCGUGCCCGCAGCAGGCAGAACAGUUCUGACGCCCCCAGGGAUGGAGCUGCACGUCUCUCCCGGGAAAUCCGCUCACAAGCAAAAGCAGAGGAUUUCUGGUGCCUCUCAGGCCUGGAAACACCAGGCAGUACUCCGGUGGAUACGGAGGGUCUAGAUGAGAGUUGAUGUGCUUGAUCUAAGGACGCAGAGCCGUGUUUCUGGAAACAAGGUGCAUACUCUCCACCCCCAUCUGGAGCAGCAGUGGGAACUGAGCGGCUGGUCCGUGAAGCAAGCUUUCCAUUUCAGUGAGUCGGGGUCCUGCCAGGCAAGUCGUCUGGCCGUACCAUGAUUCAGUUGUUAGAGCUCGGCUGAUUAUAGAAGUUCCAUGUUCAGAAGUUUAAAAACGUACUUCUGAGUGACGUGUGGGUCAUUGUGGGAGGUGGAACCUAACUCCAAGUGUCCACACUGCAAAUGCCCUGAUUCACCACCCCGGCCUCCCCAGGCCCGGCCAGUCACGCCCCUCCCUGGCCCAGAGCUUCAGGGCUGCUGGUGUGCGGGGCAGGGCGGCGCGUGAUGUGUUCUGGGGCGGGUGGCGACACAAGCAGCUCAUCCCGGGGCAGUAGUGGACGAUAGCACAUGGACGAAAGAAAAGGUCAGAGAGUUGCAGAGUGGGUCUAGGAGACCUGAUAGACACCUGCUGGGUGCUGUGUGCCUCAGGUGUGAAAGAACUGAGUACAGCAUUGUGGGAGAAAACUUCCAAGAGCUGAAUGUGAGAAACGUUUCCAGAACCAAAUGGCGGUGGUCCUCAGUUUCAAAGAUACCCCGUUCCUCGGGCAGAGGCAAGUGAAUGAAGAUUGCCCUAACCAGAACCUCUCCUGCACGGGAAAUGGGGUUCUGACAGUCCCAAAGGUCGUGGUAAUAUGAAAAGUAAUAAGGGGAAAGCUCACUAAAAUGGAGUCAGGAGGCCAGAAAUAGGAGCUCUCGUGCACUCUGCCACCCGGAGUCAGUUACAGGAAGAACUGUCAUGACGCACCCCGGCACAAGUGUCCUCCACAGGAGGGAAUUGUGACUACAGACCCAACAGGGAAGGACGGACGCUGCUUCUCCUGCGAGAAAUCCACUACCCAGCAACUCAGCCGGUGAGAAACCGCCCUCGCCCCGAACUCCUGCUUUUCUCCAGUGGACUUUGGUUCAGGACAGCCCCUUCUAACUUCCUCAUAAAAUAACACUCCUUUCUUUGUUGGACUUGCCCGCGCUUUUGCCAUAACUUGCAUGUCCUGAAUUGCAACUCUCUGCUAUUCCCGAACGAACCGAUUUUGCUGGUGAAGUACCUGACGGUUUUACUUUUAAGGUCAGCGGUAGUCUCCUUUUGGCACUGGCUCUUCGGGUGAGGCUGGGAAGGAGGGUCACAGCCAGGCCCCCCUCCUGCUCUAGGGCCCAGGACUUGAGCUACUGCACAUUCAGAAAUUCAGUGAGGGGCUGUGACCGGUCAGCUCAAAUGAGGCUUCUGUUCACCAGACCUGGGGGUGGGGGUGGGGGGUGGUCUCCAGACCCCGGUGGGUUGCCUCAUCCAGUUCACUGCACUAGUCUGGCAGAUAGUCACGGGAAGCUUACCUACAUGGCCUGUGGAAAUAAAACUUGGCUGCGUGUUCUCUGCCUUUGGGUCAUGACACCUGCGUUGGCCCUGGGAUCUCAGUCGUCGUCUCAUACCAGCAUUCCAGCUUCAGAGAAGAGCCACCGUGCUCUUUGCCAAGCUGUGCGAGCUCUGCUUGUGGCAAAGGCGUGUCUUCCUGACCAUCUGUUUGGGGGAUGAGCGGGUAACAUGGUAAGGCUCCUCUAACAAGCCUGCCUCUCCAUUGGGGUUUCUUCCUUUUCUGUUAUUCCAGGGAAUUUCUGGAAGCUUCACUUACCUUAUGUGGACCUCAGUGGACUCCAGGUUUUGUUUGGGCAACAGGAAAUCCCUGAAUCCUUCCUAGUGCCCUAGCUAGCCCAUUGAACCUUGAUUCUAGAUGCAAGCCAGUCAGAUUGCCUCCCUCCUUCUGGCCAAGCACUUCCAGGAUCAGCUCCCAUGUAUUUCCCUGAUUUUUUCGAUAUAAAGCAGCAAAUGUUUCUGCUCGGUGAGCUGAACCUUCCUGCUUUGGCAUCGUCAUUGGAUGCUUGGGGUCCGAUCUGCUGGUAGGUUUAGACACAGGACGGUGAGAUGGCCUUGGGGAUGAGGCUACUGGCUCCUCACAGUUUUGCUGAGAACCUGAGACUGCUCUGGUAACCUGGUAAAGUUUAUGUAAGACAGGCAGAGGACACGUUGGAUCUGAAAGCUUUUGUCUGCAGGCGCCACGUUCUCACGAUUCACUGCCCAAAACGAGUCACAUGGCUGCACCUAACUUCAGGGGGUGCAGAAACGCAGCCUACUCGGUGUCUGGAGGAAGGGCCGGGAUGUUUUGAAGAGGCUGAUACCUCCUGAGCAGGGCCUGCCUG
Messenger RNA from Ailuropoda melanoleuca (giant panda), 4970 nucleotides. RefSeq names its product surfeit 6 (gene SURF6). The coding region runs from base 34 to 1368 and encodes 444 amino acids. The record is from RefSeq and is a predicted model, not a curated record. Gene Ontology annotation, biological process: ribosomal large subunit biogenesis; ribosomal small subunit biogenesis. Gene Ontology annotation, cellular component: nucleolus. The transcript is spliced from 5 exons. Gene Ontology annotation, molecular function: DNA binding; RNA binding. Lineage: Eukaryota; Metazoa; Chordata; Mammalia; Carnivora; Ursidae.